CCCCAAGCGCCCCCACCAACGUCAACUAUCUGUUCCAGUCUCCAUCACUCAUCAACUAUACCGACCACCACUAUCUUCACCAUAACACUGGCAGCCUCUGGCACAGGAUUCUGUGAGACGAGGAUGGCCAGCAACUGGUCAGAUCUCACCGUGUAAUGUACACAUAGACAUCUUGGCAAAUGCCGGGUAGCAAUAUACAAACACCUCCUGAAUCCAGUUGACCCUUUCACUAUGCGGUUGGGCCCACUGACAUCACAGGCCCUUGGCCGAUCUCCCUACGAUGAGGUAGUUGAGGGCACUGGCGAGCCCCAACCCGGAGCACCAGAGCAGUUGUAUGAUGACCGAGGACGACCAGUGAAUCCAGAGACACGGCGCAUCAACAGAGACAUUAUCCGCUCUCACAACGAAGUUAUGCUGGUCAUCGGCGUUGCGGAACCAGACAGUGGCAUCAACGAGGCCCAAGCUCUAUACGAAGCCGCCACAAAGCACCAGUACUACGAAGAUGGAAUUGGGAGGAGGCUGUUCCUCACCGGCGAGGUCUUGGCCACCGUCGGAGUCUGGGGAGUCAACGGCUUGAGGCAGCGUAUCUUGCUGUACAAGGACUACGCCCAUGUUCCCUUUUCUCGUCUAUUUCACUUUCACAGAAGCCAGCAGUCAUGGGGAGAGUACCUCUGGGCCGGGCUGCCAUCGUAUGUCCUGAGCGAUAGUUUUGCUGGAUUCGACAUGCCAGAAUACCCAUGGGUCAAGUACGUGUUCUCCUGGGUCAACUUGCACCUAGAGGUCUUUGUCUUCAUGCAACGAACCGGCCUUGUGAACACCUCGAGAUGGGUUCCCACCCUUGGUUUCUUCAUUCCAGGCUGCAAUGACUCCCCAAUCUUCCUACCAAAACUUCCAUCCUCCUUUACCCCUGGAAGCAUCAUCAGCUGGCUCGGCGCCUUUGUCGCCGGUAUCGCCCCUUUUGCCGGCUACUGGUUCUUUUCAAAAAUAUACGCACGGCUCGUCUGGUCACUUAGGCGGAAAAUCCAGAGACGCUUGCCCAAACCCAUCAACUUCAGCAGGAGGAGGACUCUUAAGGAGGUAGUCCCCUAUUUACAACCGCCCAGUGGAACAUACAUCCCUCCCACGCCCACACCAGAAGAGCAGCAACAGCGACAAGAAACUCAGCCACGAACACCGACACCAACACAACAGCAGCAACAACAGCAACAAGCCCCAAGCGCAAACGCACUCGAAGCAGGCUGGGAAAUGGUCCACGCCCCCUCCGACACCCUUCCAACCAACGACGCCCUCCCUACCGGUCCUCCACCCGAUGGCACCCGCCGCCGCCAAAGCAUCAUCUCCGUCAGCGGUCCCGGUCCCGGCACUCCCGGCGGUCCCAACGGAUCCACCUCGAACACAAACCAAUCCCAAUCUCAAUCCCCAGCAGCAACAGCCGACGAAGCCCCCUUCCUCAGCGACGAUGACGAAGAAACCGAGCACGUCAACCCCACUCUAAUCACCUUUGACGUUGACACCAGCGACUCCGCCACCAGCGACUCCGCGCCCAUCCCUCCCGGCGCAGCAGUUUGGGCCGCCGAGUUGAGGCCUAACGUGCCUGAUAACUCUUCUGGUUCGAACCGGAACUCGCAACAAACACAAACCAAUAAUAGCAGCAGCUUGGGUUUGGACGCCCCUCUCUACAGAGACAACGGCCUCACGCGCCUGCCACACGUCCUCGCCGCGGGCGCGCUAGGACUUUGUGCUGCAAGGGCGAUGAUGACGCCGUUUGAGAGCUUGGCGCUAUUGGGGCUGGCGAGGCCGUAUAUGGCGAGGCGCAUGGGGCUUGAAGGGGCGACGUUGGACAUGGCGUUUCACGGCUUGGGGUUCAUGGAUGCGUUUUCGCUGGGGAGGAUGUUUAACGCGUUGGCACUGGAGAUGGUGCACUUGGCGAUUCAGUGCGAUUUGUGGGCGGGCAUGAUGUGCGUGGCGGAUUGGUUUAGGAUGAGUGAUGAGGAGUGGUGUGAGAGGGAGGGGGUGAAGAGGAGGACUCAGGAAUGAGGAUCAACGAGGGGGAGAGAGUUAACAGGGUCAAAGGGGAAGAAGGUCAAAAGAUAAGUGAAGAUAAAGCGAAGGAGAAAUGAAGAGAGAAGUGAAGGGGACCUGAAUUGAGGGGUGAAGAAGAUCUGAAGAGGAGCAGCGCUAAGAGAAGCUAAAGAGGAGGUGAAGAGUAGGUGAAAAGGAACGUGAAAGGCCGGAUGAGCAGAGCUAUAUAAGGCAUGAUUGCUAUAGAACUUUCCACGCUUGA
Messenger RNA from Neurospora hispaniola, 2284 nucleotides. RefSeq lists its product as uncharacterized. The record is from RefSeq and is a predicted model, not a curated record. NCBI's taxonomy places the organism in Eukaryota, Fungi, Ascomycota, Sordariomycetes, Sordariales, Sordariaceae. The coding region runs from base 232 to 2037 and encodes 601 amino acids. The transcript is spliced from 2 exons.